Messenger RNA from Hemicordylus capensis (graceful crag lizard), 5691 nucleotides. RefSeq names its product deltex E3 ubiquitin ligase 4 (gene DTX4). The record is from RefSeq and is a predicted model, not a curated record. Gene Ontology annotation, cellular component: nucleoplasm. Lineage: Eukaryota; Metazoa; Chordata; Lepidosauria; Squamata; Cordylidae. Gene Ontology annotation, molecular function: zinc ion binding; ubiquitin protein ligase activity. Bases 988 to 2883 code for a protein of 631 amino acids. Gene Ontology annotation, biological process: Notch signaling pathway; protein ubiquitination. The transcript has 9 exons.
UUAGGGGCGGGGGGCCCGAGCAUGAGGUAAUGGUGCUGAGAGGAGGGGGAGAGGAGUCAGGAACGAGUGUGCUGGAAACGCUGCGUUCCUGGGGAGCUGGUGGUGCUGCGGCUUCUACUCCCAAACCUUGCUAAGGCAGGGAAGUUGUAGCGGGUGAGGCUGCGGGUUGCCUUAGGCAGGCGUGAAGUCCCCUGGCCGUGCAAUGGGUUAUUGUUUCUCAGUUGUCGAAAGGGGGCAUCGCGUUGGGUGGGGGCUUGGAUCUCUCCUGCUUUGCCGAGAAAACCCCACUCACCCGGAUUCCUCGUAGAAAGCAGACAGACAGAAAAGCAACAGGGAGGUGGAGCUGGACUGGAGCGAUUGCUGCAUCUAGUGCACAGGGAGGAGGGGGAGGAGGGAGGGAAACUAGAGCAUGAAAUUCCGAGAAGGGUUUGCUGCUCCGAAGGAUCCCCCGUGCAACUGCAGAGAGAAAAAGAGGAGUAGGAGGAGAUGCAACUGGUGUAACUGAGUCACCCUCCUUUUGCCGUAGAGACACGGAGAAAUUCCCCUCGGAGCCACUUCACAGAGCAUAUGACGGAACCUGCUUUUCCAGCUCGCUGAGUGGAUGGGUCCUUGUUAUUUUUUAAAUGCAUGGAUUUUACAGGCAGGGAGGCAAGAGUGUUGAAAUAGGAGGGAUGAACGCUUUCGAAGGCUUUGCAUUUUGUGGCUGUUGCACGGAACAGUAACCUGAAGACCUAAGGUUAUUUUAUCUUAUUGUAUUGGCUACGAGACCCACAUAUUCGCUGCGAGUGGAAAAAAAUAAUUUUACGAAGAAGAAGAAGAUCUGGAACGGGUCCAAGGAGCAGCCAGCCACUCAGCCCGUGGCCGUGACGUUGCAGAGUUUAAAGGGGGUAGGCGAGAAAGAUCGGACAUUGACCGAGCGAAAAGAGGCUCGGGUUGGUGCUUGGGAUUUGUGGGGCGCUCGCUUCCUUGGAAGGGACUGCUACAAAUAUGCUGUUGGCUUCCGCCGUUGUGGUUUGGGAAUGGCUGAACGAACACGGGCGCUGGAGACCCUACAGCCCGGCAGUGAGCCACCACAUCGAGGCGGUGAUUCGGGCCGGGCCAAGAGCCGGGGGGAGCGUUGUCCUAGGCCAGGUGGACAAUCGGCUCUCGCCCUAUAUCAUCGAUCUGCAGUCCAUGCACCAGUUCCGCCAGGACACUGGCACCAUUCGGCCAGUGCGGCGCAGUUAUUAUGACCCCUCCUCGGCACCAGGAAAGGGCGUGGUCUGGGAAUGGGAGAAUGAUAAUGGCACCUGGACACCGUAUGACAUGGAGGUGGGUAUCACCAUCCAGCAUGCCUAUGAGAAACAGCAUCCUUGGAUUGAUCUCACUUCCAUUGGCUUCUGUUACAUCAUUGACUUCAGCACCAUGGGGCAGAUCAACCGCCAGACCCAACGCAAGCGCCGUGUUCGCCGCCGCCUCGACAUGGUCUACCCACUGGUCACCGGUACCUUGCCCAAGUCCCAGUCCUGGCCAGCAAGCCCUGGUGUGGCCAGCACUCCUCCUGCUCCUGCUUGCACUUGUCCACAGUGCCUCCUUGUCAUGAGCAUCAAGGCAGCUGUGGCAGCUGGGAGCAACGGGGGGACUGGAGCUACCGCCAGCCAGCUGCAGCUGCAGCAGCAGCUGCCACAGCCACCACCACGUAAAGCUGUCUCCCUUUCUGGGAGCACCAAACUCCCCAAUCAAGCAUCAGUGCACAAGCCCCAAGAUGGAGCAGCCACCAUGCGCAGUUCAUUGAAGACCCUAGCCUCUCAAGUAAGCCGGAGACAGGCAGCCAGCACACCAGCCCUCACCACAACAGGCUCCCCUGCCAGCCCUCCCAGUGCCAAUGGCAAGGUGACCCGUGCCAGCCUUAAUACACUGAACCGUACCAACCUGCAGCGCUUGGCCAUUGCACAGUCCCGUGUGCUGAUUGCCUCUGGGGUUCCUACAGUUCCUGUGAAAAACCUCAAUGGCUCAAGCCCAGUCAACCCAGCACUGGCAGGAAUCACAGGGAUCCUUAUGAGUGCUGCAGGGCUGCCUGUCUGCCUCACUCGGCCCCCGAAGCUGGUUCUACAUCCCCCUCCUGUAAGCAAGAGUGAAAUCAAAUCCAUUCCUGGGAUCUCCAAUACGUGUCGCAAGACCACCAAAAAACAGACAAAGAAAGGUAAGACUCCUGAGGAAGUACUGAAAAAAUACCUUCAGAAGGUGCGCCAUCCCCCAGAUGAGGACUGUACCAUCUGUAUGGAACGUCUCUCAGCCCCUUCAGGCUACAAGGGACCCCAGCCAGCCAUCAAGCCAGACUUGGUGGGCAAGCUGUCCAAGUGUGGCCAUAUGUACCACCUCCACUGCCUUGUGGCCAUGUACAACAACGGGAAUAAGGAUGGGAGCUUGCAGUGUCCGACCUGCAAAACCAUUUAUGGAGUGAAGACUGGUACACAGCCUCCAGGGAAGAUGGAGUACCAUCUUAUUCCCCAUUCGUUGCCUGGACACCUCGACUGCAAAACCAUCCGAAUUAUCUAUAACAUCCCACCGGGGGUCCAGGGACCGGAACACCCAAAUCCUGGGAAGAGCUUCACUGCCCGGGGUUUCCCUCGACACUGUUACCUCCCGGACAGUGAGAGGGGCAGGAAGGUGCUGAAACUGCUGUUGAUAGCCUGGGACCGGCGCCUGAUCUUUGCUAUUGGCACGUCCAGCACCACCGGCGAGUCGGAUACAGUGAUCUGGAAUGAGAUUCAUCACAAGACAGAAUUUGGGUCCAACCUGACUGGCCACGGCUACCCUGACCCCAACUACCUAGACAAUGUGCUGGCUGAGUUGUCCAUUCAGGGCAUCACAGAGGAGAGUGUGGCUCAGGAAAAGGAUUGAGAGUGUGGGAGGAGGGGGGAAGGGCCUUGCCCUGGGGGCGGAGCUAUAAGUCUAGCAGUAUUCCAUGGAUCGAGCUCCCUCCCUCUUCCACUGUGCCUGCUCUGUCCUCUCCGACUCCUGGUGCUGCCCAUCCAGCAGUUUGCUUAGGGGCUUGCUCCGAUGAGAAGCCACCGGCCGGCACCCAUGCGGCCUACAGCACUUGGCUACUGGGAGCAAACACACCUGGAGUUUCCCCCCAGUUCAUCUUGGGCAUGAGGCAAAGUGUCCUAAUGAAGCCUGAGGUUACAUUAACCUCAGCAGCCAAAGCGGCUUUAAGUUUUAGCUCAGACACCUAGCCUUGUUCCUCCUUGGGGUAUGGUGGCGUAUUUGUGUGGGGAAAUUAGGAACCCACUUUAAAUUCUGUGGAAAACAAAGCAUGCCUUGGGGGCAGGCAGCCCCGUAAGGCAUCUGUGGUGGACCACUUGGGAGCUAAGAAGGCAGCUUCAUUCCUGAGAAGGCACUGAGGAUGAAAACCAGCCCUAGUCUCUCUCUCUCCCUCCCUCCCUCCCUCUCUGCUAGGUGCCUGGUUCCAUGUUGUCGCGUCACUGCUACUUUCAUGUUGUGGGCUCAUUGUGAGUCGGAAAUGUGCUGUUUGCUGGUCUGGUAUUCCCCCCACCCCACCCCUGCCUCCAGUUAUCUCACACAUUCCAAGGCUGCCUCCCUAGUCCUUUUCUUCCAAAUUAGCUAAAAAGCAGGCCUGCUGCUUAUUGCUAGGAUCUGAUCCCUUCACUUUGAUACAUUCCAAACUAGGUCAGCUGUAUGCAAGUCUCCAUGAUCCAAAAUGGAGAAGAGCAGAGCAGAAUAAAUCUAUUUAGUUGGUAUCUGGACUGAACUCAAGCCGAGGCAGUGAACCUCUUUUUUCUCUCAUAUUGCUGUAUCCGAAACGGACUUAUUCCUGCCUCCAAACCAAGUCAGAACGGCCCUUGCUCCAGUGGCGGGCUCUGCCAUACCCAGCUGGGCUUCUUGAUGCAAUACUGGCUUGGUUAGAGUUUAGUUCAAGUCUCUCUGUCUCUUUGCAUUUGCUUAAUUCCAGACCAGUACAGAGCCAUGUACCUUGACCUCUCUUUCUGUUUGUGAAUUGCAUCCCAGGGGAUUGUUUUUGUCUGUUGUGGGUUAGAAUGAGUGGAGAUAUGGGGUUGAAGUUGAAAGAGACACUGACUGUUUUUGCCUCAUACACUCCAAGGUGGGUUCUUUGAACUUUUUGUAUGGGGAAGUCCCCUGGAUUGAAUUUAUUUACCUCAUGUUUUGAGGGUUUGUCGUAUAUAUGUGUAUAAUAUAUACAUAUACAUAUAUAUUUGUAAUGUAUGAGAAGGACUUCGAAGCUAGGAUGUGUAACAAAAUGGUACUUAAGUUAGACCUGGAGGCUAAGCGCAAUUGUUGCUGCAGAUAGCCAUGGUACAGAGAUAAGACUAGUGGCCAUUUUGUAAUGGCUGCACCAAGAAUACAUUGGUCCAUAUUUCCCCCCACCCGUGGCCCCAUAUUUUAAUUAAUACCUUGACUUUUUUGAAUCUUAACAACCCAUGUGAAAUCUCUGUGGGGCAGGCUCGGGUGAGGAAAUAAAGGGAUGGGAUAAGGUUAGAACGAAUGCACGUGAGAAUAGAAAGGGGCAUGUUUGUGGAGCUGACUGACUGCAUGCUUGUCAUGGUGGUGGUAGCAGGGUGGGUGAAUGAGGAGGAGCCCGGAGGCAUCACAGGGGUUGUUAAUUCUUCAGCAUUCAUUUAAAGUUCUUACUAAAAAAAUUCCGGGACUCCUGACUGGACAUCCUCCCCUCUUUUGUAUCAGCACAAGUCAAAAGAAGUUAACAUGGGUGUUAACAUGUCAAUAUGCUUACCUUCCACUGAAAAUGUAAGUGUGCUUCAAAAAUCAAUCCUUUUCAGCCAGGGGUAGGCAACCUUUGGCACACAAGCUGUUCUUGAACUACAACUCCCAUCACCCCCAGCCAAAGGUUGUCUACCCCUGAUUUAGGCCCUUGCAGAGGAGCUAAAACCAUGUCCCAGUUGCCGCUUCCCCAGUUUUGUGUGCCUCCCUGAGACCAAAUUCAUCUUCUGGACUUCCUUUACUUCUUAAUGACCCCUUCUUAACAAGGGGUCAGGGGAUAUCAGCCAGUCUUAAGGACCCUGAUAUUCAUCGUAUAUGUAAGCCCAUAGAUAUUUCCAUUUUCAGUAGAGCUGACUGGGUAUUUCACUGUUCAGAUUCACAAUCACAUGUAUCUUCCCCUUCUGGGAACUGAUCUCCUUGAGUGGUUGUCUUGUUGGAGAACAGAGUAUCCCCUUAGGAACACGUUUUCCCACUCCUUUUGAACUUUUAAAGCAGCAGCCUCUUUUCCCAAAUAACCAUGGCGUUUCCUCAAAUAUGGCUUAGCCUCCAGGAUAGGGGAGAGGUUUUGGAGGAUGACCUUCCAGCCACUGUCAAAGGGAGCCAAUCUGCCUCUUAUUUUUCUUUGUUUUGGCUGCUUUAUUUCCUCUUUGAACUCUCCAGCUGUUGGUAAUUUUAUACUUCAUAGAGAAUGACCAGCCUGAUGUGACGCUGUCAUGGGGAAGAAGAUGGGGAGGAUCUCUUCCCCUUCGUCUUUGUCAUGUCCCAAAGCAGGUUGUGUGGGUGCUGGUAGUGGUAUUGGGGGUGGGAGGGCAGGGGUGGGGUGGGGUGAGCCAUGCUGUAUAUUGUUCGUUGGUUGUUUGUGAACGGUGCGUUUUGCCCGUCUCUAGUUUGUUGCAUUGCGUGAGGAUGGCACCCUUGGGGUGUAACAAUAAAAGGAAAUCUCCACUGCCA